This is a messenger RNA of Egretta garzetta (little egret), 741 nucleotides long. RefSeq names its product coagulation factor XIII B chain-like. The record is from RefSeq and is a predicted model, not a curated record. Lineage: Eukaryota; Metazoa; Chordata; Aves; Pelecaniformes; Ardeidae. The annotation marks the transcript as partial. The transcript has 4 exons.
GCAAACCUUGUGAUUUGCCACACAUAGAAAAUGGAAAGAUGGCCGAGUACUAUUAUAAUUUCAAAAGUUACUAUUUCCCUAUGCGUAAGGAAAAAAAACUUUCUUACUCUUGUAUGGUUGGUUAUACAACUGAAACUGGGACUCAAGGUGGAAGAAUAACGUGUACAGAAAAAGGAUGGUCUCCAGUGCCACGGUGCUACAAAAAAUGUAACAAGCCUCUUUUGGAAAAUGGCUUUUUUUAUGGUGCAGAAAUGUACUUCAAAAUACACGAGGAACUGCAAUACAGAUGUAAUCCAGGCUACUACACUCCAAGCGGUGGUACUGAAGAUACAGUACAAUGUCGGCCAGAAGGAUGGUCCUUCCAGCCAAGCUGUACUAAAAAACUUGAGUCAUGUCAAGUACCCGAUUUACAUCACGGCAGCUACUUCACAGCCCAACGAGAGCUUCAACUGAAUGAAAAGCUGCUGUACAAAUGUGAUGAGGGUUAUCAUACUGCAGGAGGAAACACUACAGAAGAAGCAGUGUGCCUAACACAUGGGUGGUCCCUUACUCCAAAUUGCACAAAAGUGACUUGUUCCUCUUUGAGUGCAAUAGCACAUGGAGGUUUCCAUCCUGUGAAGAAAACCUAUGAAGAGGGAGAUGUAGUUCACUUUUUCUGUGAGGAAAAUUAUUCCAUCAGUGAAUUUGACCUAAGUCAAUGUUAUUAUUUCGGAUGGCAUCCGGACCCUCCAGUGUGUGAAG